Morchella sextelata is the source of this 489-nucleotide messenger RNA. RefSeq lists its product as uncharacterized. The transcript has 9 exons. Lineage: Eukaryota; Fungi; Ascomycota; Pezizomycetes; Pezizales; Morchellaceae. The record is from RefSeq and is a predicted model, not a curated record. The coding region runs from base 1 to 489 and encodes 162 amino acids.
AUGCUGGUAUUUGGCCACUUCAGGUAUAAAAUAUUAGUCACUUCAAGUUCCCAAUUUGAGCUAGGACCGGUAUCCAAUCCUCUCAAGAACUACAUCAAGACUUCAACCAUCAUUCUUCAGAUUCUCUCGGAGUCUACCGUAUCGACUCUCUUCCUCUGUCUAUUGGAUCUGGUUGAAUACAGCCAGAAAAAGCGCAAUGCGGUUCGAGGCAUUCAGGAGCGAGUCGAGACACGUGCAAAAAUAUUGAAGGCAAAAUUGAAAUUCGAAAAGAAGGAAGCAAAGGAGCUGAAAAAGGCAGAAAAAAAGAGGGAGAAAGAAAGAAAAAAGGAAAUGAAUGCAGAAAAGAAGAAGCAACCACCGACAACUGAUGGUGUAUCGGACGUUCAGCAUCAGAACCAAAGCACCACGGAUGCGCGGGAGGUCCUGAGAGUUCAGAUGGGUCAAAUGGGUCACAAACGCCGGUAUCAAUCACACAUUGAGCUCUUGUGA